AUGGGGAGUUUAAAGGCAGUGUUGAAGCAUCCGGACGAUUUUUACCCUUUGUUGAAGUUGAAGAUGGCGGCGAAGAAGGCUGAGAAACAGAUCCCGACGGAGCCACACUGGGGUUUCUGUUACCCUAUACUUCAUAAGGUUUCUAGAAGCUUCGCGCUUGUUAUUCAACAGCUCAAUCCCGAGCUUCGUGACGUUGUAAGUGUGAUUAACCAAACGUCGUCUUGUUUUUAUGUGUGUUCUAGCAGUUCUUGGCUGACCUUGUAA
Molecule: messenger RNA, 264 nt
Organism: Lactuca virosa
Lineage: Eukaryota; Viridiplantae; Streptophyta; Magnoliopsida; Asterales; Asteraceae
Source: the annotation of a GenBank genome assembly